Rubroshorea leprosula is the source of this 1728-nucleotide messenger RNA. NCBI's taxonomy places the organism in Eukaryota, Viridiplantae, Streptophyta, Magnoliopsida, Malvales, Dipterocarpaceae. The record is from the annotation of a GenBank genome assembly.
GGAAGAGGCAGAAGGGUAUGUAUUUCAAUUGUCAUGUUGAAUACUUUAAUACUACACAUGAUGUUUCUCCUCCACUCUUCUUCAUCAGCUAUUCUAAAAUUUUCUGCUCUUGCACUUCUCUUUUAUGGAGGUUGCAAGGUGACCGUAGCUAAGAAUGCAACUUUUCCUGCGCUCAUUGUGUUCGGGGAUUCCAUUGCGGAUUCAGGGAAUAACAAUUAUCUCAGUACAAUAGUCAAGUGUGAUUUUCCACCGUAUGGAAGAGAUUUUCAGAAAGGAAAACCAACAGGAAGAUUUUGUAAUGGAAAGAUCCCAUCUGACGUCUCAGCUGAAUUCUAUGGCAUUAAGGAACUGUUACCACCUUAUCUUGACCCAAACCUACAGCUACAAGACCUCCUCACUGGAGUAAGUUUUGCCUCCGGUGGUGCCGGAUAUGAUCCUCUCACAGCUAAAAUUGUGCUCUUGGGUUCGUCUCGAACCAAGCUCCUGGGUUUGUCUCGAACCCAACUCCUGGGUUCCGCGACGAACCCCGCACCUGGGUUCGUCUCGGAACCUAGGGGAAGGGUUUGCGACGAACUCGCACCUGGGUUCAUCUCGGAACCCAGGGGAGGGGUUUGCGACGAACCCGCGCCUGGUUCGAGACAAACCAAGCUCCUGGGUUCGUCGCAGAGCCCAGGCGCUGGGUUCGUCGCAAACCCAGGCACUGGAUUUGUCUCGGAACCCAAGCGCGAGGUUCGCCGCGAACCCAGCUCCUGGGUUCGUCUUCGAACAGAAGCUGAAGGGGUUUUCGAUUUAGGGGGAAAGAAAAUAAGGAAGAAUACGUAUGUUUUAUCAUUGUCCGAUCAACUGGAGCUGUUCAAAAAAUACAAGGAGAAGAUAACGUCAGCAUUAGGAGGCGAACAAACUGUUACUUUUCUUUCAAAAGCCCUGUUCUUUGUCUGCUGCGGAAGUGAUGAUAUUGCUAAUACUUACUUUUCUACUCCACUCCGGAGCGCUCACUAUGACAUUGAUUCAUACACUGACUUAGCAGUCAACUAUGCAUCACAAUUCUUCCAGGAACUGUACGGGCUAGGAGCAAGGAGAGUUUUAGCUGCGGGGCUGCCGCCAAUUGGGUGCGUACCUUCACAAAGAACACUAGGUGGAGGGUUAACAAGAGGCUGUGCAAAUAAAUCAAACCAUGCAGCAUUGCUCUACAACUCCAAGCUCUCUGCCCAGAUGGAUUCUCUCAAGAACAGUCUUCCAGGCUUCAAAAUUGUCUAUGCAGAUGUCUACAACCCACUUCUAUCCAUCAUCCAAAACCCCAAACAAUAUGGGUUUGAAGAGGUGAGUAGAGGCUGUUGUGGCACAGGCAACAUAGAAGUGAGCAUACUGUGUAACCAUCCUAGCGAUGAGCAAACCUGCACAGAUGUGUCAAAAUUCGUGUUUUGGGACAGCUACCAUCCCUCGGAGAAGGCUUACAAGAUCCUUACCACUAUGAUCUUAAAUCAACACACCAAGGAACUUCUAUGAUCCAAGGAUUGCUGACAGUUACAAAUUUACAUAAGCAUUGUUCGAAAUGGAAGGAACCGUACAAGACUUACCUACAAAUACCAGAUAGCUAAUGCAUCAAAGACAUUCAGAAAGGAACUGUAUAAGAGUUACCCGUAGUCUACUAAAUAUACGGGUAACCAGUCCUAGACAAUAUUAUUGCAAGCCACCAUCAUGACCUUUGAAUCAAUAAUGCAGAUAUAU